AUGAUUCUUUGCAUGAAGAGAAACAAAAUCAAAAUCAAGAAAAGCCUUCAAAGCCCUCACCCUCCCCCGAACAAAAGACUACAAAGCCAGAAAUUAAGUGCUACAAAUGUGGUAAACCAGGAAACAUGUCGUUUAACUGUGGUAAGGGUCGUGAGAAGCCCUCACAGGGUACCUGUUGUGCAUGACACCUCUAACGACAGAACAAUCUGAGUUUCCUCCCUGCAAUGUUCGAAAUAAAAUAAAUGGAAAGUUUGCAGAAAUGGUCGUUGAUUCUGGGUGUUCUAGGACUCUGGUUCACAGCAAAUAUGUAAACAGCUCAGCCUUGACUGGUGACAAAAUCACAGUAUUAACAGCUGCCGGAGAACGUCUUACAGUUCCCCUUGCAAAUGUUGAAUUUGAUAGUAACGAAGGUAAACAUGUAGAAUUAGUUGGAGUUUUGGACAAGCUACCUGUAGAUUGUUUACUUGGCAGGUCCUCCUUUGGAAAGACGCUUUCGAGGCAAAAUAUUUUGGACCAAUGGGAGGAAAACGUUUCGGCAGCCGAUGCUGGUAGACAAGAGGCCUUCGUAGUGACUCGAAGACAGAGAGCAUUAGAAGAAGCCCAGUUGAAGAGCAGAUGA
Porites evermanni is the source of this 619-nucleotide messenger RNA. The record is from the annotation of a GenBank genome assembly. Lineage: Eukaryota; Metazoa; Cnidaria; Anthozoa; Scleractinia; Poritidae.